Molecule: messenger RNA, 6778 nt
Organism: Octopus bimaculoides (California two-spot octopus)
Lineage: Eukaryota; Metazoa; Mollusca; Cephalopoda; Octopoda; Octopodidae
Product: surfeit locus protein 4
Biological process (GO): Golgi organization
Cellular component (GO): endoplasmic reticulum; membrane; endoplasmic reticulum-Golgi intermediate compartment
Source: RefSeq, a predicted model, not a curated record
UCCCACUGACACAUCACUAUAUUUUAGUAAAACAACAAUAAGAAAAGUGAAUUACAAUUUAGAAAUGACACCAAAAUAUUUUAAUUUUAAUAUGUAGUUGAGAAGAUAAAAUGUAUGUGGUUAGGAAAAUAAAAAGAUAUACAGUUCAUUAAACUGAGCUACUUGUUAAAGUUGCCGGGUUGUUGAAAGGGAAAUAAAUAGGUAUAAUUUCCUGUUGUCAUCCAUGCUGGAAGACGUGGCUUUAUGAAACCUCUCCAGCUACUCUCAAUUACUGCUGACUACACCCUCCUCUCCACUACAUCUUUCUUUCUCAUACUACUGUCACAACUGUAGAGAGGUCUGUCAUAUCACUCAACCUCUAUCUGGCUGUCAGGACCGCUACAGUUUUAUCCUCAACAUGCCGCGACAGCAGGAAUUAAUGGAUAAAGCUGAGGAUGUGGUGGACCUGAUCCUCCGAAAUAGCAAAUUCUUUUUACCUCAUGUUGCCCGAUUCUGUUUAAUUAGCACCUUCUUAGAAGAUGGAAUUCGUAUGUGGAGUCAGUGGAAUGAACAACAAGACUACAUGAACUCCACCUGGGGCUGUGGUUGGCUGUUAGCAGCGUUCUUUGUUGUUUUUAACUUAGUUGGACAACUAGGAGGUUGUAUAAUGAUAUUAAGUAGACAGAAGGUAUCUGCUGCUUGUGGUAUAUUGUUUGGUAUCAUCUUUAUACAGACUGUGGCAUAUAGUAUUCUGUGGGAUUUGAAAUUUUUACUCAGAAAUUUGGCUCUUGCUGGUGGAGUGUUAUUGUUGCUAGCAGAAUCUAAAGCAGAAGGUCGCAGUCUGUUUGCUGGUUUACCAAGCCUAGGAGAAAAUAACCCUAAGCAAUAUAUGCAACUCAGUGGCCGAAUUUUGUUAGUUCUUAUGUUUCUUACACUUCUGCGUUUUGACUUGAACCUGUUUCAAAUAAUUGAGAACUUGGUGGGCACUGGUCUCAUUUUGUUGGUUGCCGUUGGUUACAAGACUAAACUGUCUGCAUUGGCACUUGUUGUUUGGCUGACAGCACUGAAUUUUUAUUUCAAUGCUUGGUGGAAUAUUCCAGACUAUAGGCCAAUGCGAGAUUUUCUAAAAUAUGACUUUUUCCAAACUUUGUCUGUUGUUGGUGGACUGUUACUUGUUGUAGCCUAUGGGCCUGGGGGUGUAAGUAUGGAUGAACACAAGAAAAAUUGGUAAUCUGCUACACCAUUACAGUUCAGCUGAACUCUCCUAUUCUUGUUCCAGCUUCAAUAUGUGGCUAUUGUCUUAUUUUUCAUCAGUUCUGUUUUCUUAUUCUUUCUUUAAAAUGGUUGUGGAUCAAACAUUCUGAUACACUAACUUUGGUUUCCUUCCACUAGUACUGUCUUUUGUAAUCAAUUUAUAGAAUCAGAGAAAUGAAAUUUUAAGAAGAAAGUGAAAGAUAGAUGAAUGAAAUAACUUGAAUGAAUAUGAAUUAUUAAAGAAAGAGAGAAUAGUUUUAAGAAACUUUAAUACCUUACAAAGAGCAAGAGGUUUUACCAUGCUGUAAGGUCUCAUUUAGAAACACUGCAUUUCUGUGUAUAUAGAUCUCUCAAAUUGCUCUACUACAAUUUAUUUGAUCUUUCUGUUUUUUUUGGGUUUUUUUUUCAGAUAAAUUUAAUGAAGUAUGUUUUGUUUCCAAAAGUUUUUUUUUAAAUCCCAGAGAAAUUUUGAAAUAUUCUAAAAUGUACUGCUUACAAACUGAAUAGUUCUAUUUAUUAGAAUUUCUAUAAGAUAAUGUUCUCUCUUCAACACAUACACCAUUUAACAGGUAUUUCUAAAACAAAAUUGUAGUUGUUUUUUUUCUCAGUAUAUUGAUUCAAAUAUAUUGGUCCUUUAAGAGAAGUUAUCACCCUGUAAAUGGUCAUUAAACAUACUAUUACAACUUAAAUUACAACACCAUUUUCAUUUAUGGUCUCCAUAUUGCUCAACUCUCUCUACCACAAAUAUUUUUUUUUCUUUUUCAAUGCAAUAAUGUUGAAACUUUUCUGUUCUCAAAUGGAGUAACAAAAUCUGUCCCUGAACCUACUGGCCCUUAUUGUUCAUCUAAUUUGUUAAUUUCAUUAAUUGAAAACUUAAUGGCUGGAUAUUUGUAGAUGUUAGUAAAGACAAGAAAACAAAAUGCUGAAAGAGAGAAAUUCAAAUAUUUUUUCCCCCACUUUAUUUCUUAUGAUCUAAACCUUCUAAUUAUGUGUGAAAUUAAUUUUUGAGAAGAUAACACAAAAUUGGAUGGUGAUGUUAAGUAAAAAGCUUACAACUGCUUUCCUUAUUAAUAAAUUUACUAAUUAUAAUGUGCAGUGCAUUAACAUUAUUGUAAACCAUGCUGCAAAACUUUCAAAUGGAGACAGUCUCACUGUUUUAUUUGACAGCAGCAAUCUUUUUAUUUUACUCCUUUUUGAGUAAAAGUUGUUUGUUGCGUAACUGAAUCUGUUCAGGAGUAUUUUUGAUUACUUCAGUUUGUGGAGUUCUGAUUGCUGCAGGCAUUGUGUUCUGCUGUUUAACUUUUUCUGUUUUCUACCAUCGUUAAACAUUUCAUGGCAGCAUUUUAUGUAUGUUAUGGACAGAAGAAUGUUUGUAGCCCCAGCAUAUGUAUGUACAUAAUGGUCAUUCUGGUGUUAUUUAUUUAUAGUUAUUCUCCACUAUAAAUAUGCAAUUCAUUUUGAUAUUUUGCCAGCUAUGUCAAUGUUUGUCAAAUUUCCACUUUAUAUUUUUGAUUUUUACACCAACUUAUCAAAAAAUAUCCUGCCCAUCAUUUUUUUUUAUUCUGUCUUAUAAUAUUUUUUCUGUAAAGUGGAGGAAUUCUCAAUCGGAUUUUAUGAAAACUGAUGAAAUCCUGGCUGUUGAGAUACACUUUGAUGUGCUAUAAGCUUUGCUUGUAAAUACCUAACAGCUAUAUGGCUACUUGGCUUCUCUUCAUUAUCUUUCAGAAUUGCCAUCAACCUCACACAUUUAACAUCAGCAUGAAUACUAUGUUUUUUCAGCAUAAGUUAAAUGAUAUCAUCCUCUUGGAAGAAGGAAUUUUUUAGAGUAAUUUCCAAUUCCUUUCAGAGUCAUUUAAUCUCUGUAAUAUUUGACACUUUAUUUUCUCUAAAUUGCCUGCUGUCUGUCAAUAAUUGUAUGUACAUAUAUGUUGUGCACAUAUAUAUAUAUAUAUAUAUAUAUAUAUAUAUAUAUAUACACAUACACACACACUGUGUAUGUAUAUGCAUAUACUGUGCAGUCCUGUUUAACUGCAUGUUGCUUCAUAUUAACCUACCAAAAGCUCAACCCACUGCUAGAGUUUCAUAGAUCUUAAAUUGUCCUAUUACUGGACACUUAUUACUCAGUCAACUACUGAGCGCAUGUGAUUUAGCUCACAACUGGGUAUUUGUGGUUCCUGACUUACCUAACUACUAGGUACUUGUGAAUCCUGACAUACUCUACAACUAGAUAAUGGUUUCUUCCAUGUUUUGAUGGUUAUAGGGCAAAGGACAGUGUUAUUUUAUCCUUAGUUUAAGAUCAGUUAUAAUCUCCAUCUCCUCAUCAUUAUCUCUAAAUUCUAAUUCAUCAGUUUUAAAUUUGGAUUCAUCAGUUUUCAAAAGAACUAAUUCAUUACAAAAAGUCUAAGUCCACUCCCUCUCUCUUUCAUGCAUGUGUAAGUUUGUUCUCCUCAUGUCAACUGUAUCAUUAUCUUGACUUCCAACUAAGCCACAAACCUCUGUGAUACAAUCUGACAUGGCCAAAAUGUCAUGCAAUUCUUCAAUGACCUCCAUCAGAUUGUAUAUCUUUUUCCUUGCAAAUGGAACUUUUUUUUUCUUUCAAUAAAUAAAAAAUAUUUAGAGAAAAAGGUUUUAAAAUAUCUGUGAAAGUAAAUUUUAAAAGAAUUUUCUUUCUUGUCUGUCACAGCAUGUUUGCGGUGGUGAUAUUACAAGUGGUGGCAUUUUGGUUGUGUGUUCGUAGUAAUGUAUUUGUUUUUUAAUGAAGAGCUCAAUCUGAGUGUGCAUGAUAUAUGUAUAUAUGUUGUUCAGCCUGAAGUCAGCCUUGAUUCACUAGACUUUAAAAUCAAAGAAUACCAGCUGUGACCAUUCUCUUUUUUCCGGCACUGUGUCCAGCACCACAUCAUCCACUGUAUCCUUCUUUUCUAAAAGGGUAGGAUGUAAUUUGGUUCAACAUUAUGAUAUAUAAAACUAGAAGUAACCAGCUGCUUCAUUUGACAACAAAUUUUCUCUCUCCUUCAAACUGUGAGGCAUUAGAUAGGUGAUAAGUGGACAGUAAAGACUGAACAAUCAAUCUUGAUAAAUUUAAGUGCCUGUUUUACAGGGUUGUUAAAGAAAAUCAGUAUUAAACAGAUGGGAAGUGUUAUCUUGAACAUGGGUGUAAUCAGUAUGAAAUGGUUAUGAUAAUAGUUUUUAUUUGUUUGGGCAGGGCUCAUGACCCUUUUUCAAGGUUUCCUCUAUUGAUGGGAUGGAAACCUCAAGCCACAGACUUGUCUCAAUUGUUUACAUGUACAGAGUGGACUCUCUAAAGGCACUCAAGGACCAGGUAGAGAUGUUAAACUAGGUAAUGGGCUAAGUCUAUCAUUCAGGUAGACCAUGGUAGGGUUUAAACUUAGGACACAAAGAGCUGGAACAAAUAUUGCACAGCAUACCAGCUAGAGCACUAAUAGAUUCUGCCAAUUCACCAUCCUAGAUUGGAACUUUAUUCAUUGACCAUAAAGGAUAAAAUUGACUCCAGUGAAUGCUCAGAACACAAGCCAGAAUAAAUUCCACAAGGCAUUUCAUCUGAUGCCAAUUUACUGCUAGAGGGACUUGUGUAAUUAAGAAUCAAGUAAUUUGUCCAUAAAUAGAAUUUAGUAUCAUGAAAAAAACAUAUGAAGAGUUGACACAUCAGUUAGCAAUAUAAACUUUAUUGAUUUUGUCAAUUGAAGGUCUCAUACAAGCAUCAAAAUUUUUGUAUUUAAAAAAAAAAAUGUUUAGUUUGGCUAGUUGAGGCAUUGGGCUUUGCUUGGAUACUGAAAUUUGACUCUUCAUAGGUAGGAGCAGAAACGCACUAACCAUAUGCCUGCACCUCAAUGUUAAGUUAAUAUCCAUCCAUAUUAACCAAGAUUUCUUUUAAAUGAGAUAUGAAAGUAAUUGUGUAAUAUAUAAAGUAUCAAACUUUUAUAUAAAUUAAGUCCAUUUAACAGAGCAUAAUACCUGAAUAUUUUGUAAAUAUAAACAAAUUUAUUUGUGAAACAACAAAUAAUUAUGCUCUACUUCAUGUUUGAAACUACAUAGUGACUUUUUGGAGAUAUUUUUAAAUGAAGAAUUUUAAUAACUGUAGUAUUCCAGUAUAUAUUUUGUCUAUACAGUGUCAGCUGAGAAAGUGAGUGAUACAGAAAAAUGGAGAAUUUACCACUCCAUGACAACUAUCAGUCUUUUCUUGAAUCUUCCUUGUCUUACUUCAGGAGGACCUCCAACCUAAGAUUUUUUUUUCUAUCAUGUAUAAUUCCAGGAUGCAAAUUUUGGAAAAUAUUCAUUUUAAUGUUAAUUCAAAACAGACAUUGGUGCUUAUAUAGUUUGAUUUCUUUUGAGUAAAUAGAAACUGCUACAUUUUAAAGAAGUACAUGGGAAGUUGUAAUGUGUAUACCUCUAGCAAACAUCUUGGUUGUAUAAAUGCAAUGGAAACCAUUUUACAGUUUUGACUCAGAAACACCAAGAGGUUCUUUUUAGCUAAAGAGCAGUUGCCAGAAAUCUAUACCAUUCUGCUUGACACAACAUGUAUUCAAGUAUUGCUUUCAACAGCCUUGUCUAUGGAGGAGAAUCACCAAAUUUAACAUAAUAAAGCAUUAUAAUGAUCUAUAAAUUUAUGCAGCAAAAUAGAAAGGAAAUUUAUAAAAUCUGUAAUUUCUAACAGUCCUGCUUGUCUUUAUUGCUCACUAAUUUGAAAUGAGAGUUACCUUCAUACUGUUUAUAGUCUUAGAAUUUUUUUUUCUAUAUCUAAACUGUAUCCCUUAGAAAGGUUUCUGUAUCCACAUUUUUUUUCAAUUAAGGUUUCAUAUUUGAUUUCAUCCUCACAUAAAGAGUUACAUACUUUUUCAGUCUUUUGGCAGUAUUAUUUCUAUGAAAAUUUUCUUUUUUCUUCUUAAAUUGGAGAUCUAAAUGUUUUUAUCUGCUCAUCCAUUCCAAGUUGUGAUUUUUCACCAAAUUCUUUCAUAAAAGUGAUAUAGGGUUCCACUUAGGGACUGUCUUCAACCAGAUCCAAAACAUUUGUCUGCAGUCUAUUUCUUUACCUUUUCAAUAAGAGAAUAUUUUAGUUUCUUCUAAGCAAGAUCUCUUUUGUGUAGUUAUAGGCACCUGUCCAUUUGGUAAUUUUUGGAGAUGAUUUUCUUUUGGGUAAUGUUAGAAAUAAAUGAGGAAAAAAGUGCUAGAUUUGUAUGAUCUUUUCAGUUCAAAUCCUAUUGGAAUCAGUUGGGCCUUUAUCCCUCAGAACUUGAUAGAAUGAUUUGUCUAGCCUCCAAGUCAGUCCUGAUUAAGUAGACCUAUACUAAAGUAUUCCAGGUGUGAUCUAAUCUUCUUUGACUGCACCAUCAAAUAUGUCCAUAUGAUUUUUUUCUUUUGAAAAGCAGUAGGAUAUGGUUUGAGUGAGAAAUUGGUGGUUAUUUCUAGCAGGUUAAUUGACUAUGUAGAAUUUCACUAAUUGGGGGAAUAAAUACUAAUAAUUUACUAACACUUGUUCAAUGAGCUCUAAAUUCAAUAAAGAAAUCAAAUUUAGUAGAAACAAAGCAUA